AUGAAUGCUAUUCUAAGCUAAAUAUAUUAAGAAAGAAAUCUAAAAUAGAUAUUUCGAAAAGGACAAUUCUUUGAUAAAGACAAGAUUGAGAAGAUCAAUGAUGUUUAGAUUUUAUAAGGAUUCACAAGCGUUCUGCAAAUGGGCUAAUCAUCCCCACUAUUGUUGAUUGACUUUAAAACUAAGGUAUUUAAUAAGCAAACAGUAUUGCACUUCAUUAAAGAAAACAAAAAAUCAAAGAGUCCUGUUGAUCUUUAAACCUUCUUUGAAAAUAAAACCUUUAUGACUAUUUAUUCCAAAAGAAUGUACAGAAUUAAAUCAAUUGACUUUAAAUCUAACCCCACUUGCAAAAUGGAAUCCCUAGACGUAUCUUAUGAGUAAUAUUACUAUCAAAGGUACAAAAUUACACUCUCUGAUUUGACAUAACCUUUACUGGUGCAUGAAGAUAGGAAAACAAAAUAGACCAUAAGACUGAUCCCUGAAUUGUUGUAUAUGAUUGAAUUGACUACUGCUUAAAAAAACAACUUUAAAGUCAUGAAUAAUAUAAAACAACAAACAACGUUGGAUCCAUUGGAAAGAAGCAAUAAGAUUGAAAAUGAAAGGACCUUGCUUGAUAAGUAUUUCAGCAAUCAUUCAAUCAGCAUAUCAAAUAAUUCAGCUACACCUGCAUACAAGAUUGUUAAACCUGCCUUAAUACCUGAGGCCAGUAUCAAAUAGACAGACGGUGCAUGCUUUAAUAUCAGAGGCAAAUUAAUAGAGUAAUCAAACAUCAAUAAUUGGAUAUUGAUACAUUAUAAUGAAGAAUAACAAGUCGCCAGUCUAUUUACUCAAGAAUUCAUUAGGGCUACAAAAGAGUUGGGGAACUAAAUCAGUCCCCCAAGAAAAGUUGUUAUGAAUAAUUUGGAUCCUGCAGCAUGGUCAUAGGCAUUACUCAAUAAUUUUAAUACUAAUGGUAAGCCUUAGAUUGUUGUAUCCAUUCUAGACAGACAUGAGGAUUCCAAACUCUAUAAUGAAUUAAAGAAGUUCUUGAUUUCUGUUUAAGGAGUCCUUCAUUAAAAUGUUUCAAUCCAAACUGUUGAUUCCAAGAAAUUCUCUAAAAUUGCUUAAUAAAUUGUAAAAUAGGUUCACAGUAAAAUAGGAAAGUAAUUGUGGAACAUCUAAAAAAUUACUGAAAUAUCUGAAAAGAUUAUGAUAAUAGGUAUUGACGUUUAUCAUAAGACUCUCGCAAAUAACAAAUCUUGUGUAGGAUUCAAUGCCCAGUUUGGUUAAUAGAGUGAAAAGCACUUUACAAAGACCAUUAUAGUUGAAAAAGGAAAAGAAUUAAAUAAGGGGGUGGGCUAGCUAUUAAAUUUGAGUCUAUAACAAUAUCAGAAAUAAAAUAAACAGUACCCAGACACUAUUGUAAUAUUUAGAGAUGGAGUAGGUAAUUCAUAAAUUAAUGACUUAAUUGAAAUCGAACUCAAAGCCAUGAAGUCCGUUAUUCAAUAGACAUAUAACAUUAAAUUACCAUAAUUCGCUUAUAUUGUCGUAAAUAAAAGAAUAAGUGAUAAAUUUUUCUCAUCAAAUAAUGAAAACAAUGGAAUGAUAUUUCCAGAGAGAGUGACAUCUAAGGAAUUUGACUUCUUUUUAAUAGCUCAAUAAGUUAAUCAAGGUACACCUAUCCCAACUCAUUACACUGUGAUUGAAAAUACAACAAAUUGGAAUGAAGAUACUUUCUGGAGAUUCACUUACUUUUAAUGUUUUAAUUACAGAAAUUGGUCAGGACCUGUGAAAAUACCUGCUUGUCUAUAAAAUGCUCAUACAGUGGCAUAUAGAGUAGGAGAAGUUAUAUAGAGUGAUGCACAUGUAUCAUUAGAAAGUUUAUUGUAUUUUUUAUGA
Molecule: messenger RNA, 1875 nt
Organism: Paramecium tetraurelia
Lineage: Eukaryota; Ciliophora; Oligohymenophorea; Peniculida; Parameciidae
Exons: 1
Biological process (GO): regulatory ncRNA-mediated gene silencing
Cellular component (GO): P granule
Molecular function (GO): protein binding; piRNA binding
Source: RefSeq, a predicted model, not a curated record